This is a messenger RNA of Candida dubliniensis CD36, 1179 nucleotides long. RefSeq lists its product as uncharacterized. NCBI's taxonomy places the organism in Eukaryota, Fungi, Ascomycota, Pichiomycetes, Serinales, Debaryomycetaceae. The transcript has a single exon. The record is from RefSeq and is a predicted model, not a curated record. The coding region runs from base 1 to 1179 and encodes 392 amino acids.
AUGCCAUCAGUCCGAUUCAAACUAAUACAAAAGGGAUCUAAUGUAGUUAACGAUGAAGAAAAAACCCUUAUAUCGAUAUUUAAAGAAGCCAUGGAAUCGCCUGAACUCUUUCAAUUCAAAGAUUAUUCUGAAGCAACGCCAUCAAAAGAUGUUGAUUUUAUAGUAGGGUUUAUAAAGAAAAAAGAGUACAAAAAAUGGUUCAAAAGCAUCAAUCUUGAAUACCGUUGGUUAACAAAAAGAAGAAUCUACCUGUCUUCAAACAAGGAAGAAGUAUCAUUGAAAAAAAUGAAGAAACCGAGUUAUUUGGAAGAAUAUUAUUUUGAUUGUAAUCUGCUGGGGACAUAUAAUUUGAAACUGCAACAAAGACCUGAAAGUCGUUAUAAAAAUUCAAGAGGAGCAUCAUCCAUUAAAACUGCUUGUUCUUCCAAAGUAUAUGUAAAGAAACCAAAAUCAAUGUCUAAGUUUUAUCUAAUUGGUAUAAUACCAAGACAUAACCAUCCACCAAUUAAUAGAGGUCUGUUGGGUAUCAUAGCAAAGGAAUGGCUUGGUGCUGAAGUGGAAAUGGGGUACUCCAAAACCCAAAUUAAAGAGAAUUUAAAAGUGCUUCAAGAACAAAAUGGAGAUUCUCCAAAUAUAAAGCCUUUGUCACAAAUUCAUGAUUAUCACAUUGAAUAUCGUAUCCAACAAUUUGCUAAUAACCACAAUGGAUUGAAUAAAGUUGCCUCGAUUAAUUCGGAUUCCGAGGACAUUGACUGUUCUUUUGUUGCUGUAUAUGGUAGUUCGGAGGACUCUGAUUCUCUGGACAAUGAGAUCGGUGAAAAUGAAAAGUCUGCUAACAAUCAGAUUAAUCUGACUAGGUUUAAUGCUGAACAACUGACUCAAUGUGUCAAUAAUUCAACACUAAUAACGUCAAGUAGUUGGAACCCACAUCUGCUUCAAAGUUCUUGUUUUGGGAAAAGUCUAGGUGAACUAACCAGGGAAGAAAAGAUUGGUGAAUCUGUUUAUCUAUUAAAUAAAAUUCAUUGCUGGUUUGAUACGAUUGUGAGAUGGUCUCCAGAGAAGAUUGACGAAUCCAUUGCUUAUAUGAAGGGAUUAGAGUGUUAUAUGCUGUCUUUGGCCACAGGUGUCCAAUACCCAGUAUAUGUUGAUGAACAUGGGAGAACAAUGUACAAAAUUUAG